GGGCUUCAGAGGCGGGGCCGGCGCGGGCUGCACGGCUGCGCACUAAGGACGCGCUGUCGCCGCGGUGAGGAGACGCGAUGGCAGGGCCCGCGUGGAUGUCCAAGGUCUCUCGGCUGCUGGGGGCAUUCCACAACCCAAAACAGGUGACCAGAGGUUUUGCUGGUGGUGUUCAGACAGUAACUUUAAUUCCUGGAGAUGGUAUUGGCCCAGAAAUUUCAGCUGCAGUUAUGAAGAUUUUUGAUGCUGCUAAAGUGCCCGUUCAGUGGGAGGAGCGGAAUGUCACUGCCAUUCAAGGACCAGGAGGAAAGUGGAUGAUCCCUCCAGAAGCCAAAGAGUCCAUGGAUAAGAACAAGAUGGGCCUCAAAGGCCCUUUAAAGACCCCAAUAGCAGCUGGCCACCCAUCCAUGAAUUUAUUGCUGCGUAAAACGUUCGACCUUUAUGCAAAUGUCCGACCAUGUGUCUCAAUCGAAGGCUAUAAAACCCCUUACAACGACGUAAAUAUUGUCACCAUUCGCGAGAACACAGAAGGGGAGUACAGUGGAAUCGAGCAUGUGAUCGUGGAUGGAGUUGUGCAAAGCAUCAAGCUCAUCACCGAGGAGGCGAGCAGGCGCAUUGCGGAGUUCGCCUUCGAAUACGCACGGAACAACCACCGGAGCAACGUCACCGCCGUGCACAAGGCCAACAUCAUGCGGAUGUCCGAUGGGCUUUUUCUGCAAAAAUGCAGGGAAGUUGCAGAAAACUGUAAAGAUAUCAAAUUCAAUGAGAUGUACCUUGAUACAGUGUGUUUGAACAUGGUACAAGACCCGUCCCAGUUCGAUGUCCUUGUUAUGCCAAAUUUGUAUGGAGACAUCCUGAGUGACCUGUGUGCAGGACUGAUUGGAGGUCUCGGUGUGACACCCAGUGGGAACAUUGGCGCCAAUGGGGUCGCGAUCUUCGAGUCGGUUCACGGCACCGCCCCCGACAUCGCGGGCAAAGACAUGGCCAACCCUACAGCCCUGCUGCUCAGCGCCGUGAUGAUGCUGCGCCACAUGGGGCUGCAGGCGCACGGCGCCAGGAUCGAGGCCGCCUGCUUCGCCACCAUCAAGGACGGGAAGAGCUUAACAAAAGACUUGGGAGGCAACUCAAAAUGCUCAGACUUCACAGAAGAGAUCUGUCGCCGAGUGAAAGAUUUAGAUUAGCGCUUCUGCAGAUGGUACUUGAUCAGUCACUCGUAACGGACGCCGCGUAAGCCUGUGUUAGGACAUGUCCCGUUCUGUGUGCGCUUGGUUUCCUGUUUCCUCUUGUUAGAUCCGGCUUUUCUUAACAAAAUCUGUGCAAACGAUGCAGGUGACAUCCCUCGGCCUGCUUUAAAGGACUUUCCAAGUGCUUCUUUUAUUUAUUAAAUGUCUAUUUGGUAUACAUUUUUUUGUAAACUCUAAGCAGACUAUCAUUGCCAUUUUACACUUGCGUUAAAACAGUUUUUCCUCAGCUGUAAAUAUGAUACAGAAUUAAUAAGAGAAAACAUCUAACUUUUUAAAGAAAAAGUUUUCCUUGGUUUAUGAAAAAUAUAAUAGAAAUAAAACAGAAUUAUUGACAUAAUAGCACAAGAGACAUUUCCUAGGAAAGUUCACAUCAAAAACAGUUAAUAUGGUGUAUUUCUUAGUUAUAUGGAAAAAUUGAGAGAUCUGUCCAUUAUAUGAAUUACUGAGUAUGAAUAGACUUCAGAUUGAAGAAAUAUAUGAGAGCUAUAAUUUUUGUUAAUAAGACAUAGGUAAUAUAUUGGCUACAAAGACAAAUGUAUUGUUUGAUUAUUUUGUUACCUUGCAAUUUCCUGUUCUUGGCGAGAUCUUUUAACGAAGUAGAGGGUGAUACUUCCUUUUCACUGGACACACGUUAAGCAUCAUACGUAACAGCAUUUGAGCCCCUGGACUGACUGAGUGGUACGUGGGAGCUGACCACUCCCGCAGCACACGUGUCACACUCCAGCUGAUACUGCUAAAAGGCCUGACCACAUGGCUAUUGUCAGCGCUGCCCCCUCCCACUCCCCUCGGCACCAGGGGUAGGAGACCAGGUUGCAGAGACCCAACAGACUCAGCACUGGGACUUGGGCUCAGCUUUAAGCCUUCAGGCACUCCUCGUGCCCCCAGCUCCUCCCUGGCCCCCAGCAUGAUUUCUUUGACACCAAGUCACUAUUUUCAUGAACAGUUAUCCUUUGGCCUCAAACCAAAGGCAACUCAUGUCUUCCGUUGCCCCUUGUGUAACGUUGCAAACCUGUGGCUUUGCAUAAUGUACCCAGGUCAUGGGGAUUUCUUAACAACCAGUAUCCCUGUCUGGGUGCUUUUUAAGGCUUGUAAUGAGACUUACAAUCUUACACGUAUUUUACUCUGUUUCAGCUGCCGCUUCUGUUUUAUUGGAUUAUGCUAACUAUUCUUGGGUUUACACUAAUAAAGAAUUCCCAAACUGA
Messenger RNA from Rhinolophus ferrumequinum (greater horseshoe bat), 2443 nucleotides. It is a transcript of the gene IDH3A, whose product is annotated as isocitrate dehydrogenase (NAD(+)) 3 catalytic subunit alpha. Gene Ontology annotation, cellular component: mitochondrion. Gene Ontology annotation, molecular function: NAD binding; isocitrate dehydrogenase (NAD+) activity; magnesium ion binding. Gene Ontology annotation, biological process: tricarboxylic acid cycle; isocitrate metabolic process. The transcript has 11 exons. The record is from RefSeq and is a predicted model, not a curated record. The coding region runs from base 78 to 1178 and encodes 366 amino acids. Lineage: Eukaryota; Metazoa; Chordata; Mammalia; Chiroptera; Rhinolophidae.